Messenger RNA from Triticum aestivum (bread wheat), 1897 nucleotides. RefSeq names its product putative UDP-rhamnose:rhamnosyltransferase 1. Bases 133 to 1542 code for a protein of 469 amino acids. The record is from RefSeq and is a predicted model, not a curated record. The transcript has a single exon. Gene Ontology annotation, molecular function: UDP-glucosyltransferase activity. NCBI's taxonomy places the organism in Eukaryota, Viridiplantae, Streptophyta, Magnoliopsida, Poales, Poaceae.
UCGUUGGCUUUCCCAAAACAUCAAGACGACUGAUUGGCCGCUGGGAAAUCUGUGAACUCCAAGGAAAGCAUCUCGCAGCUGGGAAAUCUUGACCCUCCUCCAUUGCCGAAGCUUAAUUUCCGGACACCUGAGAUGGAGACCAAGGACGGCGGCAGGAUGCACGUCGUGAUGCUGCCAUGGCUGGCCCUCGGCCACGUGCUCCCGUUCACGGAGUUCGCCAAGCGCGUGGCCCGGCAGGGCCACCGGGUCACCCUCCUCUCCACGCCGAGGAACACCCGCCGGCUCAUCGACAUCCCGCCGGGCCUCGCCGGCCUCAUCCGCGUCGUGGACGUCCCGCUGCCGCGCGUCGACCGCCUGCCGGAGCACGCCGAGGCGACCAUCGACCUGCCCUCCGACGACCUCCGCCCGUACCUGCGCCGCGCCUACGACGCCGCGUUCCAGCGCGAGCUCUCGCGGCUGCUAGAGGAGGAGGCGAGGCCGGACUGGGUCCUCGUCGACUACGCGUCGUACUGGGCGCCGGCGGCCGCGGCGAGGCACGGCGUGCCGUGCGCGUUCCUCAGCCUGUUCGGCGCCGCGGCGCUCAGCUUCUUCGGGAGCCCUGAGACGCUCCUCGGCCUCGGGAGGCACGCCAAGACGGAGCCGGCGCAUUUGACGGCCGUCCCCGAGUACGUCCCGUUCCCGACCACCGUCGCGUUCCGCGGCUACGAGGCGCGCGAGAUGUUCAAGCCAAGGAUGGUCCCGGUUGACUCCGGCGUGUCGGAGGACUACCGGUACGCCAAGACCAUCCAAGGGUGCCGGCUCGUGGGCAUCAGGAGCAGCACGGAGUUUGAGCCUGAGUGGCUGCAGCUGCUCGGCGAGCUCUACGAGAAGCCGGUGAUCCCGGUCGGCCUGUUCCCUCCGGCGCCGCAGCAAGACGUGGCCGGCCACGAGGCGACGCUGCGCUGGCUGGACGGACAGGCGCCGGGCUCCGUCGUGUACGCGGCCUUCGGGAGCGAGGUGAAGCUGAGGAGCGCGCAGCUGCAACGGAUCGCCCUCGGGCUGGACGCGGCCGGGCUGCCUUUCAUCUGGGCGUUCCGCGCGCCGACCGACUCCACCUCCGGCGGCCUGCCCGAGGGCUUCGAGGAGCGGCUCGCCGGCCGAGGAGUCGUGUGCCGAGGCUGGGUGCCGCAGGUGAGGUUCCUGGCCCAUGCAUCAGUCGGGGGGUUCCUGACGCACGCCGGCUGGAACUCGAUCGCCGAGGGCCUGGCGCAGGGCGUGAGGCUGGUGUUGCUGCCGCUGGUGUUCGAGCAGGGCCUCAAUGCCAGGAAUCUUGUGGACAAGAAGGUCGGCGUGGAGGUGGCGCGGGACGAGCAGGACGGGUCGUUUGCCGCGGACGACAUCGCGGCGGCUCUGAGGAGGGUCAUGGUGGAAGACGAAGGCGAGCAAUUCGGGGCCAAGGUGAAGGAGCUAGCCAAAGUGUUUGGAGACGACGAGGUGAAUGAUCAAUGCGUGAGAGAGUUUCUCAGUCACCUGUCGGAGCACAGCAAAAAGAACCAAGGAUAGGGCUGAAACUUUCAAAUUUCAUCAACUAUCUUUCAGUGAAGUGAAGCAUGCUACAUGCGAUUUCCAAAACCGAUCGCCAUUACAAAUUUACAACCCCAUAAACCGUGCUACUCCUUUGAUAGGAAAAUUGAACAAGGGGGUGUGUAGUGCGUACAACCAAAAGGUCAAAAUUAGCGGGGUCCCUUCCAGCCAAAAUUUCCACAUCGCAGGAAGGUGCCCUAGGACCGUGGCGAAGGAUAGUUGUGCCACGGCAUCCUUCUUACCAAGUGACACAACAUUGUUGUCGAAUGUUUAUAUUUCAAUAGCUUGCUGUCUUUAUCCCCAUGCAUCAAAAGCUUUAUGUUUUUGGGGACCA